UAUCCUUCACACCUUGGAUGUAUUUGUUUUGAUUUUCCUUUUCAUUUCAUCAUCUUUCUCUUCAUUUAGCGACGGACCUUGUUUUGGUCGCAAAUUGUUGAAUUUUCCUCGCUUUUCUCCUUGGCAAAUUUGGCCUCGAUUAGUGCAUAGCAUAUAGUGUGCUAAAGCUAGAAAGUAAGAAUGGAGGGAACUCCAGAUCAGGCUCUUAGCAAAUCGAAAAGGAAGAGGCUUCGAAAGAAGCUGAAUAAACAAGGGCCUAAGGAAGACGGUGGUGAGGCCCAAGCUGAAAUCGAAGAAGUCAAAGGGGACCUUCCACCUGUACCCUGUUGCUGCGCAAAGUCUUCUACACCACCUUUAAUUGAAGAAGUAAAACUAGAUGAGUUAGUGUGUUCUGAUAUUUCUACACCAGUUCCAGAAGUCGAGGGGAAAUAUUUGGGAAAAGUCGAGUUGGUCGAAGAAAAAUUAAAAAUGGAUGAGGCAAAACCAGAGAUGACCAGGGAGGAAAUAAUGGCUGCUAGGAAAGCAAAAAAGGAAGCUAAGAAGGGAAAAGAAAAUAAAAAAGCCGAGCCAAAGAAUGAGCCAAAAGCAAAAGAAAGCGUAGCGGCUCCGAAAGAAAAAGAACUUCCGAAGGUGGAGCCGAAAAAAAAGGAAAAACGAAACGAAAGCGUUGCCGCUCCUAAGGUAAAAGAGAUUCAAAAGGAAGAAGUAAAGAAAGAAAUUGCUUCACCUGAACCGGCCCAGCAGCAGAAGAGCAACAAAGAACUGAAGGAGGAACGAAGACUCAAACAAGAAGCACAAAGAGCUGCCAAGGCACAAAAGGACAAGGAGAAGGGUCAGAGCAAGGAGAUGCCAAGCAAGCCAGUGCAACAAGCUCCAGCUCAGAUUGUGAAAGCGCCAGCUAAAGUAGUUCGACCAGCUUUGCAUGGACUUGCAAGGACUGUGGCAGCCAUGAAGAGGGAAAAUGCUUUUCCUCAAAGCGAAUUAUCUGAGAUCCACCCAGCAUUUCUGCAGCUUGGAGCCCAACUCAGGAGUCGGUUGGUCGAUGGCUGCACUGCCAGGUCAGUUGCCCUGACGCGUGCCCUGAUGCAGCUGAUCAACGACUACCACACCCCUGAAAAUGUGGAGCUGGGUCGGCACCUGGCCGAACGCGUCCAACAGCACAUGGCCUACCUGGACACCUGCAGACCCAACUCCGUGUCCAUGGAGCAGGCGGUCAAAGCCCUCAGGAUUAACUCCCUGCCUUACGGGAUUGCCGAGACCGAGGCCAAAUCGGUGCUCAACAAGGCAGCGUUGGCUUUUGUCAACAAAUUGGACCAAGAUUCGCAAAGUGUGGCUCUCAACCUUGCUGAUAAGAUGGGAUGCGGAGACGUCAUUCUAGUUUAUUCUUACUCACACCUAAUUGUCAGCGUUUUGGCAGAAUUGAUGAAGCAAAUCAAAUUUCAAGUGGUGGUGGUAGGAUCAAAAACGCACAACAGCGGUUUGCGAAUGCUGCAGAAGUUGACCGAGAUGCAACUCAGCUGCACUUACUUGCUCGUCAAUCAAGUCACUUUUAUUAUGCCCAAAGUGCAGCUGGUUCUGCUCGGGGCAGAUUCAAUGACGGCCAACAGCAGCAUGAUUGGUCCUGCCGGCAGCGCCCAGUUGGCCACUGUGGCCAAAGCCCAAGGAGUGCCUGUUUAUGCCUGUUGCGAAACAAAUAAAUUCAGCUACCAAUCUCAUUUGUCUCCUUUCUACCAGCAGAACGAGCUAGUGCCUAAUUCUGUUGCACCUCAAUUGAAGAAUUUGCCGAAACUGACCCAAUGCUCUCUGUUGUACGAUGUUGUGCCUGAACGGCUGAUAACUGCAAUCCUCACCGAGGUGUCUGUUCUUCCGUGCUCUUCGGUACCCGUUGUCCUGCACAUGCAGUCUUCCGACACUGUUCUGAAGACAAGGACAAACUAAAUAAUUAAUCUAUUUGUUUUAGUUAUAUCUCAGAAGCUCUGGCGUCAAUGCUAAGUUUGUCACGAGGAGGCCAGAAUAGAACUACAGUGUCACCAUAAAACUUAUCUUUACUUCAGCUGUGUCGUUGAAAAGAAAUUCGGUGGGAAAUUUUCCUGUCCUUGAGAAAUUGGCAAGAUCCUGUUUCAUAAUUUUUGGAUUUAAAACUCAUUUUUCACAUACAAUAUUAUUUAAUGUAAGAAAGAAUAUAGUAACUAAGCCUAAAUUAAAAAAAGGUUUCCCACAGGUUAUGUUUUUUCUACAUAAUCAAUUGCCUCUUUUAAAUUCUUUUGAUGUCAAUUUCACUAAACUUUUUUAAGUUC
Neocloeon triangulifer is the source of this 2297-nucleotide messenger RNA. It is a transcript of the gene eIF2Bdelta, whose product is annotated as translation initiation factor eIF-2B subunit delta. The record is from RefSeq and is a predicted model, not a curated record. Bases 181 to 1938 code for a protein of 585 amino acids. The transcript is spliced from 10 exons. NCBI's taxonomy places the organism in Eukaryota, Metazoa, Arthropoda, Insecta, Ephemeroptera, Baetidae.